Messenger RNA from Athalia rosae (coleseed sawfly), 3095 nucleotides. RefSeq names its product motile sperm domain-containing protein 2-like. The record is from RefSeq and is a predicted model, not a curated record. The transcript is spliced from 9 exons. NCBI's taxonomy places the organism in Eukaryota, Metazoa, Arthropoda, Insecta, Hymenoptera, Athaliidae. The coding region runs from base 517 to 1995 and encodes 492 amino acids.
ACGGAUACAGACGGUUGCCUUCUGAGCACUGACGUUGUUUGUUGAAGCUCUGCGUUUUUUUACUCCAUAUUAGCAUCUAUUAUUUUUAAUAGCUACGCAGGCUAUUGAAAGUAGCGAAGCUGUGUAGCCAGUUAGUAAUCUCAGUUAUUGAACAGAUCGCCAAAGGCAAAGCGACGUGUAUUGGCGGAAAUCAGAUGGACUUUUGACUUGACAGCAAUUGCAUAUCGACACGAGACGCUUCCCAGAUAAAAUUUAAUACAUAAGUAGUUUGUUCGAUUACUUUCCAAAUUUUGCGAUUACUUUAUCGGUCGUUCAGACUACAGCAUAAUAAAUGGUUCUACUUUCCUUUGAUAAAGGAAAUUCGAAUAUAAACAACAAAACAAACAUUAAAAAAAAAGAUUUCUGUGGUCUGUUCGACUUGUGACCUGACUGGUUAAGUCAUAGGUGUGUUUGUACUUCAAAUCGAACAAAUCGGUUUCAAAGGUAUAAAAGAUUGUUGUAAUUGAUAUAUCGGAUAUGGAGCCUACCACUCAACAAAUCGCUGAUCUUAGGAAUAAAUUUUUGAAGAAACUCGAGGCUGAUGGCGCACCUGAACCUGAUGGCUUCCAUCCAGCUGAUAUUGCCAGGAUUAAAGAUAAAGAUGACUGGCUAAAACGAUUUUUGGAACACAACGAACUCAAUCUUCAUGAGUCUCUCAACAUGUUAUGGGAAUCCUGCGAGUGGAGAAAGAAAUUUGGCUGCAAUGAUAUUACAGAAAAUAACGUAAGGAGAGAUUAUUUAGAGGAGGGAGCAUUCUUUGGCCACAGUAAAGAUAAAGAUGGAAAAACACUACUUAUAUUCAAAUCCAAGCUCCACAAUAAAGGAACCAAAGAUGCUGCUGAGCUACAUCGAUGUGUCGUAUACUGGUUUGAAAGAUUGGAAAGACAAGACAAAGGAAAUCAGAUAUCCAUAUUUUUUGACAUGGCAGAUACUGGCAUAUCAAAUCUGGACAUGGACUUCACAAAAAAUUUGAUUGGCCUUUUCAAAAAUUACUAUCCAAACUUUCUCAACUAUAUCAUCAUCUUUGAGAUGCCAUGGGUUCUGAACGCAGCCUUCAAAAUAAUAAAAUCUUGGCUUCCCACAAAGGCGAUUCAGAAAAUAAAAUUUGUCACCAAAGCUACCCUCAAGGAUUACGUUGAACCGGACAAUGCUCUGAUCGCAUGGGGUGGAAAUGAUAAUUACUCUUUUACGUUCAUUCCUGAAGCACAAGCAACAUCAGGGCUGACUAAUGGAAGAUUUGAGAACAAAAAGGUUCAUUUUGAUGACGGGUCACCAAUGACUGAACAGGGGCCCAGUGGAUUUGGGGAUCAUGAAAGUGAAGAACCUUUGUUAUUCAUAGAAUCAGAAGUGAUAUCAUUUAGAAAAGAAAAGGCGGAGUAUACUGGAACGAUAUCGAUAAAAAAUAUCGCUUCGGACAAGUGUGUUACUUAUAAGAUUAAAACAACCUCACCAGAGAAAUUCAGAGUUCGCCCUAGUACUGGAAUUUUAAAACCUGCACAGACUACUCAAAUUACCGUAAUGCUACAAUCUGGUUAUACUUUACAUGGGCUUCCUCGCAAUGAUAAAUUUUUAGUCAUGUGUCUGCCAGUUAAAGAUGCGAAUACUUCCGCACAGGAACUCAAUGAAAUCUGGAAGACCUCGGGAAAAAAUGCAAAACAACAUAGAUUGGGAUGCGCGGGAGCAGGUGGUGAAAAUGAAGAGCCAUCGAAGUCGGCGUUGUAUAGUAACUCCGGAAGCAAUGGUGACCGAACCAUAGAUCGACUGGUUUCUAGGGUAACACAAUUAGAAGACUGCCAUAGCAGGCACCAUGCAGAACUAUUGUUUGUUAAACGAUUGCAGAUACAAGUACAAUUGAUCUCGAUUGCUCUAAUUGUUUUCAUGGCGAUAGCAAUCGUUUAUAUACUCAGAUCCGAUAUUAGGAAUGCAGCUGAUCAAGUGUGUCAUCAUCGUCAAUAGUAUGUCCGACUUAUUCGGGAAAUAAUAUCUAAUUAUCAUCAAUGGGUACUACUUUCGCCGAUGCAGUUCUAACACACUAGCUACACUACAUGCAGUUGAAUAAUCAUGUUAGAUCACUUUGUGACUAAAAGCGGGCAGAGCAACUUAUGGCGUUGGCGCCAAGGAACAACUGGUAUAAACGGAACUGAACGGGUUAUACUAAUUUUCCACAGAGGUAAUUUAAUGUGCUGAUAUAAGCUUGAAAUUUCCUUCACAUAUUUUUAUAAGCUUUUUUACAUCCUACCCGUAACUAUAUUCUAGAACUGGAUGAUUCGAAAUAUUGUCUAGUCUUGGAUCGUCAGAUGAUUAGCUGUACAAUUUUUCGAAAAAAUGUACACCUUCAUUUUUUGGCGCUUGCUAUAUGACAUCACAGUAUCACUUGAUAUUACGUUAUAUCUAUAUUAUUUUUCUUCUUUUCAUUAUCAAUCCAUACAGUACAAGUGCGCAUUAUAUCAGAAUUUGUUGAUCCCUGAGCUGAAACUUUGAUUACUUCGUAUUCUCAGUUCUUUUCUAAAACUAACGUGACUUCCAGAAUAUAUUUGUCUAAAACUAAUGAAAUUCAACACAUUUGUCGUGAUUCAAAGUUUAUCAAGUACGUAGGAACGGUAAAAACCGGUGACUCCUUGACUGCCUAAUAAUUAUAAUAUAAUCUAUUUUCGUUGGACUUUACCCUAAUGCAUAUGAGGUAAAGUGAGAAUAGUGUAUUCAAUUUCAAUUUUCUUUGCUACUUCAUGUUUUAUUUCAUAAAUCUAUCUAAAGUCACAAAAAUAAUUUUAAGUACAAACUUUAUACGAAACAUUGUUUUUUCAGUCCUUACUAUAUUCGUACUUUUCUACGUGUAAUAUACCCGAUACGUUAUAAUAAUAUAAUUAUUAUUGUCGUGUAGGUUUGUUGUUAUAUCCUUUCUGCAGGUUAUUAUUAGAUUUUAAUCAUUUGUAUUAAUAGUGUUAUAUGAGACGUAAAAAGCGUUAUGUUCAAAUAGGUAUUUUAUCUACGCUAGGCAGCUACACGAAGAGCCAUUUAAAAGAUAAAAAAUAAAUAAGAUGUUAUUCCCAUGAUAA